Molecule: messenger RNA, 1069 nt
Organism: Microdochium trichocladiopsis
Lineage: Eukaryota; Fungi; Ascomycota; Sordariomycetes; Xylariales; Microdochiaceae
Exons: 4
Coding region: 35-964 (309 amino acids)
Biological process (GO): nucleosome assembly
Cellular component (GO): chromatin; nucleus
Molecular function (GO): histone binding; chromatin binding
Source: RefSeq, a predicted model, not a curated record
AAUGUCGUCAAUCUGACUGGCGACGAUACGCUGUAUGCUGCUUUGUUUUAUUAGUGAGUACCCCAUCACCUUCGAGGAGCUCCAGGACCUCGAGCAUGAGUUCGAGGAGGCCGAGAACGAGAUCAUGCGCCAGCAGAUCAAGCUCACCAAGCCGCUGUAUGAGAAGCGCGCCAAGACAAUCGCUCAGAUUCCCAACUUCUGGCCGCUUGUCCUUGAGCAAGCUCCUCAGGAGAUUGACCAGUACAUCCAGCCGACCGACUCGCAGGUCCUCUCUGACCACCUGACCAACAUCUCCGUUGAGCACUUCGAGGCCGACAAGGACCCCCGGAGCAUGAUCCUCAAGUUUGAAUUCUCCGAGAACGAGUACUUUGAGGACAAGGUCAUCGAGAAGAAGUUCUGGCACCGCCAGGCUACCGGCGGCUGGGCCGGCCUCGUGUCUGAGCCCGUCGCCAUCAAGUGGAAGUCCGGCAAGGAUCUCACUGGUGGCCUCCUCGACCUCGUCGUCAAGGUCUGGCAGGAGGAGAAGACCGACCCCAAGGCCAGCAAGGACAGCACUCCCAAGAAGGAGGCUGACUACACUGCCUCGGAGAAGGAGCUCAAGGAGAAGAUCGAGAGCACCGGUAUGGGCGGUGCUAGCUUCUUCUCCUUCUUUGGCUACCGCGGCUUCCACAUCACCCCCGAGGAGAGCGUUGCCGCCAUCAAGAAGGCCGACGAGGAGCGCAAGGAGCGUGCUGCGGGCAAGAAGACCGCCGAUGACGAGGAGGAGGAGGAUGAGGAUGAUGACGAGGAGGACCCUCUCGCUCUUGAGAUCUUCGCCGACGGUGAUGAGCUCGCUGUCGCCAUUGCCGAGGAUCUCUACCCGAGCGCCAUCAAGUACUACAUCCAAGCUCAGGAGAUGGACGGCCUUAGCGAGCUCGACUUCGAGGAGAUGGAUGAGGAUGAUGAGGAUGAGGAUGACGAGUAAAGGAACGACGGCACGCCCAGGAUACGAUUGAGCGCGGCCGGGAGACAGGCGCGGUUGGUCAAGCAAUGGCCUUCACGCUCAAUCCUUUGGUCGUGAUGAUGAAGC